AUGAAGACAUUAAGAGGUGAAAGAAAUAUAAGUUCACAUUCUUUGCCGAAACAAAAUAUGCCUAAAUACACUCAACUUUUAUCCGUGAUUGAAGAUAUGGGAAAAGAAGUACGUACAGCCUAUGCCGGUAAUAAAACAUCUGUGGAAAGGUUAAAAAAGGGAAUUGUUCAAGCUAAGCACCUCGUAGGUGAAUGCUUAAUAGAAACGGAAAGAUCAGCAAGGCAAUGA
This is a messenger RNA of Pediculus humanus corporis (human body louse), 228 nucleotides long. Its product is annotated as deleted in oral cancer 1/CDK2-associated protein, putative. Bases 1 to 228 code for a protein of 75 amino acids. The record is from RefSeq and is a predicted model, not a curated record. The transcript is spliced from 2 exons. Lineage: Eukaryota; Metazoa; Arthropoda; Insecta; Psocodea; Pediculidae. Gene Ontology annotation, cellular component: nucleus; cytoplasm.